Messenger RNA from Huiozyma naganishii CBS 8797, 327 nucleotides. It is a transcript of the gene RBL2, whose product is annotated as Rbl2p. The record is from RefSeq and is a predicted model, not a curated record. Gene Ontology annotation, cellular component: cytosol; microtubule cytoskeleton. NCBI's taxonomy places the organism in Eukaryota, Fungi, Ascomycota, Saccharomycetes, Saccharomycetales, Saccharomycetaceae. Gene Ontology annotation, biological process: tubulin complex assembly; post-chaperonin tubulin folding pathway. Gene Ontology annotation, molecular function: beta-tubulin binding. Bases 1 to 327 code for a protein of 108 amino acids. The transcript has a single exon.
AUGGCGCCCACUCAACUGGAAAUUAAGGUUAAGGCUCUGCAAAGAUUGGUGAAGGAGCACUCUUACUACCAGCAGGAGCUAAAGGACCAGAAAUCGCACGUGGAUGCGAUGCAGAAGGACCCUCAGGUGGAUUCGUAUGACUUGAAGAAACAGGUGGAGGUGUUACAGGAUACUGAGAGGCUGCUGCCAACGCUGUACAAGAAGAUCGGCGAGUUUAAGGAGAAUUUGGAGCAGUACGUUGCCAGUUACGACGGGUCUGAGCCAACGGAAGAGGCAAAGCAAGCCACCACUAAAGCUACUGAGCUGUUGGCGUCGGUCAAAAACUAA